This is a messenger RNA of Mixia osmundae IAM 14324, 1557 nucleotides long. RefSeq lists its product as uncharacterized. Gene Ontology annotation, biological process: transmembrane transport. Gene Ontology annotation, molecular function: transmembrane transporter activity. The transcript has 2 exons. Gene Ontology annotation, cellular component: membrane. The record is from RefSeq and is a predicted model, not a curated record. The coding region runs from base 1 to 1557 and encodes 518 amino acids. NCBI's taxonomy places the organism in Eukaryota, Fungi, Basidiomycota, Mixiomycetes, Mixiales, Mixiaceae.
AUGUCGGGCGAGCACGCGGACGACACGAGCCGAGGCACAGUCUCGAAAUGGCAAGCCAAAGCAUUGGCCAUCUCCACGUGUAUCUCCAUCUCCCUCAAUGCCAUCACCGCCGGUUCCAUCUUCACCAUCCCACUCUGGGGACCCCCGCUCGCAAAGACGAUCGGAUUGAGCAUGUCCCAGAGCAAUAAUGUAGCCAUUGGCGCCAUUCUCGGCGAGUACAUCUCGGCCGUCGGCUGGGGAUUGCUCGUUGAUCAACGAGGACCAAGAACGGUGUCACUCUGCGCUGCCGUCCUCUUCGCAGUCGGCUACGGCAUGAUGGCGCGCUCGAUCAAGAUGUCACCGCCCGAUGAUCCCAGCCUGCUCGCAAGCAAAGAUGACCCGAUCGACAUCAUCGCGCCAUCGGCCACGUGGAUCUUCCUGGCAUGCUACUACGUCCUCAGUGGUUCGGCGACUGCUGCAAGCUAUUUUGCAGCCGUCACGACGGCCACGCGCUCAUUUCCCGAUCACCCUGGCUUGGCCAUCGCGAUUCCCUGUGCUCUCUUUGGCCUGUCGCCCCUGCUCAUCUCACAACUCGCUUCGGCGCUCUUCGUGGACCGAUCACAGAUCACCUCGCCCGAUGAGUUGGAUGUCUACCGGUUCUUUGUCUUUCUCGCCAUCACCCUGUUCGUGGUCAAUAUGCUCGGGGCCUACGGACUGCGCAUCAUACCUCGCUCGCCUGCCGUUUUGCUCAAGGAAGACGUAGACGAGCAACAGGAUCGCGAAGGGGAUGCACUCUCUUCGCCCACCGAAUCGAGUCUCCUUCUGCCCGCCACAGACCUUACUUCUGCGCCCAAGCCGAUCACACUCAGAUCUUGCAUGGGCAAUCGUCAGUUCUGGCUUCUCUCGCUCAUCGCAGCGCUGGUCAGUGGACCGGCAGAAGCCACCAUCGCCACGCUAGGCAAUGUAAUCGAGAGCGUGCUCGCUCAACCACAACUCUGGCUCGAGCCGGCUUGGCCAGGCACAGAUGCGCUCAAUAUACGCAAAACGCACGUCAUCGUUAUUGCCGUCUGCAAUACCGCCAUUCGGCUCCUUGCGGGUCCUUUGAGCGACUGGCUCUCGCCAAAGCGUGCAGGACUGGCCACAACGCGGACGUGGACAAUCUCGCGUCUCUAUUUUCUCGUGUUUGCUUGUCUGCUCUUCGUCAUCGCUUUCCUCUGGGCAGCCUUUGUCAUGCAGACGCCGGCUGGCUUAUGGUUGCUCAGUGUCGGUGUCGGACUCGGCUAUGGACUCACUUUCACGCUCAUACCCGCCAUUGUCUCCACGGCGUUCCCCUUGGAGCAUUUCGGCUUCAAUUGGGGCCUCAUCAGUCUCGCAUCUGCAGCAGGCUCAUUUGUUUUCACCGCCUUGGCAGGCGCAGUCUCAGAUAGCGCCACAGAGGGCCGACAUGCUCGGGAUAAUGUCUGCGCAGGCAGACGAUGCUUCGCUGCCACUUUUGCAAUCUAUACUGCGAGCUGCAUCCUCGCUGCUCUCAUGACUGUCUGGUUACAGAGACAACGACACUGGAGAGGCAAAGUCUAG